CCAUUAUAUCUCGGGGGGCUACAGGGUUAUGCAGGCUCUCCUGUUCAAGCCCAGGUCUACCACACCUACUAUAUAAGGUCUUGAUGAACAGCUGAGGUAUUGAUGAAUAGCUGAGCAGUGAAAUCAGGUGUGGUAGCACUGGGCUUGAACAAAAAAAAGCCUGCAUAACCCUUCAGCUCAUCAAUAGCAAUUUUGGUAGGUGCUGAUACAAACACUGUUACAAUUGACAAACUGCUGAGAAACACCUGUAAAAUACAAACUAAUUCAACAAGUACAAAACACUUUUAAGAAUACAUUCUUAUAAAUCUGACAUUGGAUAGGUGCUCUAAAUCCUUUAGGUACCAAUGUUCUUAAUAAAGCUGUACACAGCUGUCAGACUCCAGGAAAAAAACACAUUCCCAAAUGUAUAAAUAUGAAAACAGAUGGGAGUACUCACAGAUUUGGAACAAAACAUACAUAAGUGCUACUGAUAGUGUGCGAUGUACUGUGUGCAUAUGAAUAAGCGUAAGUCAUAGCUUCUCAAACGACAGAAAGUUGCGUCUGAAAAGGAGAAACGUUUACAACCUGUGCAAUUUAUCGCAUGCAUUUGUGAUGGCGUGCAUUAGGGAUGGCGUGCAUCUGAUGAACGAGGGCAACGUCGUCUUGAGAGUUUGAGAGCUGGUCUCGCCACUGUUCUCUCCUCCGUAGUAGCAAGACGCGCGCACAACUACUAGUACACGUCACACUCCCUGUUCCUUACAACUCAACGAUGCCUAAUGAACCCAAAGGCUAUUUUACAUACGUCUAAUACAUAAAAAAAAAAUACGCACACGCAGUGUGUGCAUGCGCCGGUGUCUGGAAGGGGAGCGGGUGUCAAAAACUAUAGACGAAAGAGAAUGGUCAAUGUCUUUCAAAUCCCAGAUACUUCAAUUUGACACUAUUUAAAUGGCCAGCUUGGUGGCCUACCAAGCUGUCCAUUCCAAAAUAUGUUGGUUCAUUCACAAAGUACUGAUUGAACUUUUAUUUAUCUUGUUUGGUAAAACAUGUUUUUUUAAGGAACAGUUGAUAUGUUGAAAACAGUUUUAAAAACAAUUUUAUCACAUAGGCAACCAAGUUAGCAAGCAAGGCGCUUUAUUUUGACUUGCGCACAGGUCGCGCAAGCAAGCAAUGAUGGCGUUGUUUUAACGUUACCUGGAUGCUUCUUGAGCAACCCUGCUGCUUUUUACUUGUGUAUGGCGACUUCAGCUUUUCGGAAACACAUUGAAAGGUAACGUGACACUGUUGAUCAGAGUCAGCGCAAAUGUGGACUAUAAUGACAAGGAAAUUGCAUUGACAGAAGGGAGUGUACUGAAUUAAUGCAUAAGGUAAUAAAUCCCAGGACAGUGGCAUCGUAGAGAUGGAGGAGCUUCCUGUCCCUCAGAACAUCAAGAUCAGCAACAUCACAUGUGACUCUUUCAAGAUUUGCUGGGACAUGGAGCCCCGUGUCAAGGAGCGCAUCACUCACUACUUCAUUGACCUCAAUAAGAAGGAGAACAAGAAUUCCAACAAGUUCAAACACAAGGAUGUCCCCACUAAGCUGGUGGCGAAGGCGGUUCCUCUGCCCAUGACGGUGAGGGGUCACUGGUUCCUCAGCCCGCGUACCGAGUACACUGUGGCCGUCCAGACAGCUUCCAAACAGACUGAUGGAGACUACGCUGUGUCAGAGUGGAGCGAGAUCAUAGAGUUCACCACCGCCGAUUAUUCCACGGUGCAUCUAACCCAACUGCUGGAGAAAGCUGAGGUCAUCGCAGGGAGGAUGCUGCGCUUCUCUGUGUUCUACAGGAACCAGAACAAAGAGUACUUUGACCAGGCCAAGGAGGUGCAUGGGAACCGCAUGCUGCCAGCAGUGAAGGACAACAGUGGAAGCCACGGCUCACCUAUCAGCGGAAAGCUGGAGGGCCUCUACUUCAGCUGCAACACAGAGUUCAACACAGGCAAGCCCCCCCAGGAUUCCCCCUACGGCCGCACACGCUUUGAGAUCCAGGCUGAGACCCUGUUCAACCCCAAGACUAAUCUCUACUUCGGGGACUUCUACUGCAUGUAUACAGCCUACCACUACGUCAUACUGGUGCUGGCCCCACAGGGCUCGCCCGGCGAUGACUUCUGUAAGGCAAGGCUGCAAGCGCUCGACGUCACCAACAACCACUUCCUGACGUGCACGGUGGACGAGGAGGCGGGCGACGGGGCGCUGGUGUUCCAGCACGCCCAGGAUGUAAUCCUGGAGGUGAUUUACACGGAGCCCGUGGACCUGGCACUGGGCACGGUGUCAGAGAUCAGCGGGCACCAGCUUAUGAGCCUUUCUACUGUCAACGCCAAGAAGGACCCCAGCUGCAAGACCUGCAACAUCAGCGUGGGACGCUAGUGGGAGACUGGACUGGACCUGUGCUACACACACAUGCAACCCCAACCUUUACACACCUCUAUAUCCACAAAGAACCACCCUCCCAAAAGAAGAACAGUGCAAAAGAGGGACCCAGACUGUUAAAGAAAUGUAACAACAGGGUGCGGUGCUAGAAUUCACAAUCCAAUAGCAUACACACACAAACAUAAACAAAACACAUCAUCCAUAACCCUUUACAUCCUCAAAGGACCACCCUCCCAAAAGUGUGGAACUCUAUUCCAGCCACCCGUCAACCCCAUCAGAAGAGAAACAAUGCAAAAGAGGGAGGAGCCCCAACUGAAAGAUCUACAGCUUAAGUGUGGGACCCUAACAACCCUUUGUCAGCAUCAUCCAAAUCGGCUAGCCAACACUGGCCAAUUAACUGACUGAUCCCUUUAAAUGUUCUAACCAAACAAUCAUUGUUGCCUGCAUUUAUUCGCACAGCUUUUCUCAUAGAUUUUCCCUCCUGUUGUUUUUCAAACAUCUCCUUCUCCCUUUGACCUUUCUGUUCACUUCAGUCCAGGUAGACAGGUGGUUGUGUUCCUCUUUUUCUGUCUCUUCUGGAAGGUGUUAGUUUGGUUUCAUAUCAAACAGAUCCAAGUUACUCCAUACCUCCCUCCCUCUAUUGGCAGAGACUGGUACAGUGUCAUCAUCUUUAUGCCAAAGGUAACACAAAUGGAAAUAACUUGCUGUAGAAUAACAAUACUAAUGCAACAGCCACUAAAAAGCAAAUUAACUCUGAGAUCAACUUGGUAACUACUACUUGGUAACCUUUAAGAGCAUGAUGCUGUCAACUGCAUUGUUAUGUUUUAUUUAUUCUAGUUAUAAUGAAACCAUAAACUGUGUUUAGCAAAGUAAAUGUGAAAAUAUGUAUUUUUUACUGAUAUAUAUAGAAACCAGAAGUGCACAAUGUCAAGAGAUCUGAUAAUAGUAAAGAAUGGCAUUUUGGGAUGAAAAACACAUUUGACUGCGGGAGUAACUUGCCCUAUGCCAACAUUCACACAUUUUUUUUUCAAGGUAAUGUAUAACUUGAAUUACCACAAUGCAUCAUGUCAACUAUUAACUAAUACAUAUCAUAGUACAAUGUGGGACUAAAAACUGAUUGACAUACACAAACAUUCUACAGGAUUGUCGGAUUGUAUAUUUGGAUGACAUAUCCUCCUUGCCAAGAUUGCACUUUUCAAAGUGCCACAUUUGAACAUAGUACACCACCUGUUAUACCGAGAAUAGUUUUGCGAGAAGAAAAUGCAAGUAACAAUAGUGUCAUAAAAUAUCUUAGAAAUUGAUAACGUGUAUCUAACAUCAACUGCGUUAUAUUUGUUCUCUUUGUUUCCUUAAAAUUAAACUGUUACACUCGCUACAUCAGUUGCAUAAAAUAUCAUUUGUUAUUAUAAAUAACAAAGUACUUGUUAAGGGACAAAAAAAUUCUGGAUGUCGCCCAGCAACUCUUGAAUCAUCUUGCCAUCACUCUUAACCAAAGUGAGAGUCAGUCAACAUCAAAGUAAUUUAAAGUGCAUCACCAUGUAACCAUGACAUGAAACAUGACAAGAAGUACCGGUAUUUCACUUUGAAAAUUGUUCAGAAACUAAAGGUCCUAUAAAUGAGUAAAAAAGUGUUUCAAAAUAAAAGUCCCACUGUGAAGGAGGCUUAGACAGUCUUCUAAGUAUCCUGUUUACUGAGCAGGGCUUCCAGUAAGUGGAGUUUAGCUUUUAGGUUCUUGUACUCGCAGUACUCCUCUGCCAUGGGCCCGCGGUCCUCUUUCUGGGCAUUCCUUUAAAGACGAGGAAGAGAAAAAUACUAACUUAACAUUUUAGACAAGCUGCAGCUUCCUUUACUGGUAUAGUCCUUGUGUUGCCUUAUUCAGAUAACAUUGUACAGUGAGUAUUGUAAUUAAAGCAUUGUAUUUUAGGGCUCUAUUCAAUCUGCAUCACGGAAAUUCAGCUUUACAGCGUGAUUGAAAUUUAAUGGCAAUGUUCCCGCUUAAGUGGAGAAUGCAUUCAUGGUAAACGCUGCUUAUGUCGGCUCAAUCGGAAAUUACCUUUACAUGUCGUUCAGAGCAGUUCUCUAUCUCUCCGUCUCUCUCCUAAGUACUUAUUUGUGUCGUAUUAACGUGAGUGUGCAUCACGCUGUUGUAGCAUUCUGCUGAAUUCUUUUAGUGGAUGUUUUAUUUUAUUUUUCACAAGGCAUUGUUGAACUAUGGAUACCAAAUGUUCCAGUUUGUUAAAAGAAAAUUAAAGAAAAAGCAAACA
Salmo salar (Atlantic salmon) is the source of this 4647-nucleotide messenger RNA. The record is from RefSeq and is a predicted model, not a curated record. NCBI's taxonomy places the organism in Eukaryota, Metazoa, Chordata, Actinopteri, Salmoniformes, Salmonidae.